UGAACUCGGGUCUCCCCAGUCCUAGUCCGGCACUCUAGCCACUACACCUUGCUGUGCUUUCCCCAGUGCUGGUGGGCAGUGGGGAGGACUACAGGGGCAGAGCUGCCAUUGUGUAAAUGGGUUCAAAGAAUCCGGGCCACCAAUGGAAAAGGCCGCCAAAGCCCACAGGGGUGUGUGGCUCGGGCUCUGGAAAAGCCCCAAGUGAAUUUCCCCCGCCUACUAUUGGGCUCUGGAGAGCCCCAAGCGAGCUCUCCCCUGUCCUUUUCAAGUAGCUUUUGCUGCCUGGGAGCCUUUCCCCCGCUUUCCUCUCCUUCCAGUGAGGGAGAGAAGGGGAAACAGAUGUUUUCAGGCAUCCUGAAAUGAAGAGACAAGCCAGAGGCCACUAGUGGGGUUUUCGUGGGCCACGAGGGGACUGUGGCCAGCUUAAGGAAGAUCACUGCUCUAACCAGAGCCAGAUUAAGGCUUUGGGAGGCUUGAGGCACUUAACAUAGGAGGGCCCUUGUGGUCUUGUCUGCCUGCAACCUUACUAUACGCAAUGGCCGCAAUCUGAACUUAAAUUUGUGCAAAGUAGACCCAUUGAAAUAAUGGAAUUUAAGUUUGUCAUGAGUAAAUGAAGUCCCAUUAUUUCAGUGGAUCUUCGAUGAGUAGGGCUAAUUGGUUCAAAAUUGAUGUUAAAACACCAUUUUUCUUGUUUGGUCUAUGGGGGGGAAGCCCCCCUCCCCCCAAAAACCAACCCAUUGGAUGUCAUGUGGUCAUGCUUUGUAGUUUCUGAAAAUACAUUUCCAGUGACACGGUACACAACAAAAUUGAUCAAAUAAUUUCUGAUAAUUAUAGUGAUGGUGGUCAUCUUGAUGAAGUCAUCACAACCAAGCCUCACACAUGGAAGAGUGACAUCAAGGGAAUUCUUCAUCUAGAGAAGUUUUCAUUUUCAUUUUCAUUUUUUAAAAAACCAUCUUCAUUAAUUUUAUCACAGAUUUUGCAAAUGAAAUCACAUACACACACUGCUCCUGGGCUAUUUGCCUCGCUGAGAAUAUUGGACCAAUCAGCUCAGUUUUGAUUGGCAGCUGCCCGUUCUCCAGGCUUUCAAGAAGAGUUUCCUAAACCUGUUCCAAGGGGAUGGGGCCACUCUGAGAAGGGCAUUUGCAUGCUUGCAUGCAGAAGAUUCAAAGUUCCUUCCCUGGAAUCUCCAAGGUAGGGCUAUGUAAGAUGUUAUGUUGUACAAGUGUACAGAUGUAUGUACACUCCUACCUAUGUAAUGUGAUUUAUGUAUUUAGAACAUUUCUGUACUGCCCCAUCUGCAAAUCUCUGGGUGGUUUACACAAGGGAGGUAGGGCUUGAAGUGGGAAGGGAAGAGGAAAUGAGAGAUCCCUUACCACACAUUGAACCCUGAGACACCCAUACCCAUAGAUUCCACCCACCCACCCCCGGUGUGUUUAGCCAGGAGGUACUGAUGGUGGAAUCCUGUGGGAAGGCAACCAGACAGCCCAUUAGAAGCCUUGGCACUCCUUUCAAAUGGGUUUACCUUUCUUGUUGUAUUAGAGGGAGAAACCUUGGUUGCUAGCUAGGAUCACUCACUUUUGUGAUACUGCAGAGUGAGUAAUGUGUUGCGUUGGCAGGACUGAAGAGCUCCAUCUGCCUAGUUAGUCCUUGCUUUAAAAGAGAGACUUACCAAAGAGCAAGGAGAUCUUUACCAAGAGACUUACCAAAGAGCAAGGAGUAUUCCUGGAAGCGCCUUGGAGGGCAGAGCGGAGAUGGAAAAGGAACACUCAGCUGGCCCUGAAGCAGGAAGGGACCCUCUAGCCAAACAGACUAAGAGCAGUGAGCAACUCUGGGAAAGAACCGUGCAGGAGAUGCUGGGUGAGGAUGCCACCAGCUCAGCUGCAAAGUGCCACCAGCUCAGACAGUUCUCUUACCAGGAGACCGAGGGGCCCCGAGAGCUUUGCAGCCAAAUCCACAGUCUUUGCUGUCACUGGCUGAAGCCAGAAAAGCACACAAAGGCUCAGAUCCUGGACCUGGUGAUUCUGGAACAGUUCCUGAGCGUCAUGCCCCCGGAGAUGGAAAGCUGGGUCAGAGAAUGCGGAGUGGAGACCAGUUCCCAGGCAGUGGCGCUGGCAGAAGGUUUCCUCCUGAGCCAGGCAGAGGCCAAGAAGCAGGAAGAGCAGCAGGGCCAGAAGGCACCCAAAGUAGAAACUGAUUUGUCUCUAGCAGAGAUGGCUUCUUUGGACCAUAGAGAGAGGCCAUCAUUCAGGUGGAUCAUGCAAGCAAGUGAAGGAGGUGCCACGGUGCAGGGUGGUGAAGUCCCAUUGACUCUUCCAUCCAGACCUUCCCCUCUUUCUGGGAGAGCGGAGACAGCCUCUGUCCAACUGAACCAGGGUCCAGUGACCUUUGAGGAUGUGGCUGUGUGUUUCAGGAAGGAGGAGUGGGCUCUGCUGAAUCCAGACCAACGGGCUCUGCAUUCAGAAGUCAUGGAGGAGAUCUGUGGGCAUCUGGCCUCUCUGGUGGGAGGCUCUCUUUAUUUUACUCCUGCAGAUGAUGGAGGUGGGAGAAAGGAUGAACUGCCGAGUAGGAAAAGGGAAGCAAAAUAUCUCUGGGAGAAGAAAUCUGCUACUUCUGAAUGCAAUAAUGCCCCUAAAAUUCCGGUCCAAACAAAGGAUUACACUGGAAAUGGAAGGGAUAAAUACCCUCAACGUGUGGAAGUCAUAAACCACAACUCAAGCCUUCACACACCUCAAAGAAUUCAGACAGAUAAGAAAACAUAUCAGUGCUCAGAAUGUGAAAAGAGCUUCUGUUGGAUAAGUGACCUUAUUUAUCAUCAAAGAAUCCACACAGGGAAUAAACCAUAUCAGUGCUUGGUGUGUAGCAAGAGCUACAGCCAGCAAGGACAACUUAAGUCCCAUCAGAAAAUGCACACAGGGGAGAAAUCAUAUCAAUGCAGGGAAUGUGGAAAGAACUUCAGCUUCAGUUCGCAGCUUAUUUGUCAUCAAAGAAUCCACACAGGGGAGAAGCCAUAUCCAUGUUCAAUGUGUGGAAGAAGCUUCAGUCAGAAAGCUAACCUUACUUCCCAUCAAAGAAUCCACACAGGGGAGAAGCCAUAUCCAUGUUCAAUGUGUGGAAAGGGUUUCCGUCAGCAAGGACAACUUAAUUCCCAUCUAAGAAUCCACAUGAGGAGAAACCGUACCAAUACUCAGGAUGUUGAAGGAACUUCCAUUUGAGAAGACAUCUUAUUAAUCAUCAAAGCAUCCACCCGGGGUGGGGGUGGGGUACUAUCUCAUUGCUUGGUGUGUGGAAAGACCAUCAGCUGCAAUUCACAGCAUACUUUCCAUCGAAGAAUACACACAGAGGAGAGACCAUAUUAAUGUUCAGUGUGUGGAAAGAGCUUCAGCCACAACUCACAGCUUACUUGUCAUCAAAGAAUCCACACAGGGGAGAAACCUAAUCAAUGCUCAGAAUAUGGAAAUAACCAGGUGCAGCUUGCAGCCUGUUUGCCAUUUUAAAAAAAUCACACGGGAGAAACCAUAAGAAUGCUCAGUAUGCAGAAAAAGCUUCAAGUGCAGCUCAGAGUUAAAGAAACAUCAAGAAAUCCAUACAUAGAAGAGAAAAUAUCAAUGCUCAUAAUGUGGAAAGAACUUCAGCUAGAUAUCACAGCCUGCUUGCCAUCAAAGCAUCUAUACAGGGUAGCAAGCAUAUCAAAGACUUAGUGUGUGUAAAAAGCUUCAGCUUCAGUUCACAGCCUACUUGCUGUGAGAAAUGUCAAUGCUCAGUGUGUGGAAAAUGCUUCAACCAGAGCUCAAAAGUAAAGAUCAAAAAUCCACACACAGAAGAGAAAAUAUCAAUAGUAGGUAACAUGUUGUUCCUAGACUCUGGAGAGCCAGUUUCAGAGCCCUCUAAACUAGGAAGCUUGGUGGGUUAGUGUGAGCAUAAAAUGGAAUUUACUCAUUCAAAAAAGAUAGUUUAAGAUUAGGAGUUGAUGCUUUAAAUGUUGGUUUGUGCUUUAAAAAUCAUUGGAAUUGCCCAUUAAGGUGCCCAACUUCACUUAGGCACCAUAUAGGCUGUAAAGACUUUGAAUAGUCUUGUAUAUUAUACUGACUUUAGAAAUGAGGCAUACUUUGCCUUGGUCCUUCAGCUCGGGAUUGGGCUGAAGUGGAAUGAGCCCAGGCAGAAAUCUAAUAGGUUCAUUUUCCCUAAUGACUUGCUAGAGAUACCCCAGUGAAUUUCUACCUGAUGCAUCUCCAGAAGGCACAGUGCUUCCCCAAAGUGCCACCUGUAUAGUCAGUGUUCGACCAGAUAUGCAACAGGACCUCGGUCCAGCCACAGUCACCUUAGACAGAUACACCUGAUAGAUUUUGUCUGUUGCAUCUUUUGAGGGAGGAAAGGGAUGGGAAUCUUUCUGAUUUUGUUGGCUGUGUUUAGCUGCAUUUCUCUGCAUGCCAGUCAAAAACAAAAUGAUGGGGAUCCUAGCCUGGUUGCCUCAGAACAUGCACACAUGUUUCCUCUCUUCAAGCAGGGCAGAAUCAGUUUUUCAAGUGGAGAAGAAAAUGUUUGCGAAUUACUCCUGCUCUUUUAUUUGUCUGAGCUCUGAAUGCACUAGCUGCUGUCCGGAGUCUUCUCCUGUCCUUCCAUUUUUUGUCAGAGAUGCUACCUUAGUUUCUGAGUGUAAAGUAUAUCAUGAAUGUAUCAAAUGUUAAUGAGUUCCACACAUCAGUCAAAAAAGCAACCGGUAAUGGCAAUACUUUCUUCUUUGUUGAUAAGUGCUAUUAAAGUUUUCAGUUUUAAA
Messenger RNA from Hemicordylus capensis (graceful crag lizard), 4774 nucleotides. RefSeq names its product zinc finger protein with KRAB and SCAN domains 8-like. Bases 1752 to 3212 code for a protein of 486 amino acids. Gene Ontology annotation, biological process: regulation of transcription by RNA polymerase II. Lineage: Eukaryota; Metazoa; Chordata; Lepidosauria; Squamata; Cordylidae. Gene Ontology annotation, molecular function: RNA polymerase II cis-regulatory region sequence-specific DNA binding; DNA-binding transcription factor activity, RNA polymerase II-specific. The transcript has 6 exons. The record is from RefSeq and is a predicted model, not a curated record.